Messenger RNA from Solanum lycopersicum (tomato), 627 nucleotides. RefSeq names its product ethylene-responsive transcription factor 52 (gene ERF52). Gene Ontology annotation, biological process: response to stress; positive regulation of DNA-templated transcription. The record is from RefSeq and is marked validated. Gene Ontology annotation, molecular function: DNA-binding transcription factor activity; transcription cis-regulatory region binding. NCBI's taxonomy places the organism in Eukaryota, Viridiplantae, Streptophyta, Magnoliopsida, Solanales, Solanaceae. Gene Ontology annotation, cellular component: nucleus.
GGUGAAAGCCAAAAGAGUCGCUUACAAAAGCCCCUGAAAACCUUUAACCUUCUUCCCCUGCAUCUCUUAUGCUAAUCACUUCCCUUGCUUUUAUAACCUCUAAAUUUCCCCAUGUCUCGACCACAACAAAAAUAUCGAGGUGUUCGCCAGCGCCAUUGGGGAUCUUGGGUUUCCGAAAUUCGUCAUCCUUCAUUGAAAACACGGAUAUGGCUGGGAACCUAUGAGACAUCAGAGGAUGCUGCGAGGGCAUAUGAUGAAGCAGCGAGACUCAUGUGUGGUUCAACAGCACGCACUAAUUUCCCAUACAAUGCAACAGAAUCUUCAAGGUUUCUGUCUUCUGCUUUGAUAGCUAAACUUCAAAGAUGCAACAUGUCAUCUCUCACUGCUACGUCAAGAAGACCUGGAAAGACAAGAUUGGAAGAUAAAAAAGAGAACGAGAUAUCCACGCUUGUUAGAGACACGGGAGAUGGAGAAGAAAGGCAGAGUGAGAGUGCAUCACAACAAUACAUGAAGGCACUUGAAGAUGAACAUAUAGAACAGAUGAUUGAGGAAUUGCUUGAUUAUGGAUCUAUUGAGAUGUGUUCUGUUCGCAAUGAAUAAGACAUAAAUGCAAUAAUUAGCUUCAAA